CAAUUACACUUUGCAAAUUAAUCCGUUCUCGGGAGUAUGUAAUGAAGAACAUUUAAAUUACUUCAAAUUUAUUGGUCGCAUAGCGGGCAUGGCUGUUUACCACGGAAAACUGUUAGACGCAUUUUUCAUUCGACCCUUUUAUAAAAUGAUGUUGGCUAAACCUAUUGAUUUAAAAGAUAUGGAGAGCGUUGAUUCCGAAUAUUAUAAUUCGUUAUUAUGGAUCAAGGAGAACGAUCCCAGUGAAUUGGAACUUACAUUUUCUGUCGAUGAAGAAAGUUUUGGACAUACAUCUCAAAGAGAGUUGAAACCGGAUGGUGCUAAUGUACCAUUAACAAAUGAAAAUAAGGAUGAAUAUAUCGCUUUAGUUAUACAAUGGCGUUUUGUCUCAAGAGUUCAAGAACAAAUGAAUGCAUUUUUGGAAGGUUUUAAUGCUCUUAUACCACCAACGUUGGUAAAGAUAUUUGACGAACACGAAUUAGAAUUGUUGAUGUGUGGUAUUCAACAUAUUGAUGUACGAGACUGGAAACAGAAUACAUUGUACAAAGGAGACUAUCAUGCUAAUCACAUCGUUGUUCAGUGGUUUUGGCGAGUAGUGCUUUCAUUUAGUAACGAGAUGAGAUCCAGACUUUUACAGUUUGUAACUGGUACAUCAAGAGUACCGAUGAAUGGUUUUAAAGAACUUUAUGGUAGCAACGGACCGCAAUUGUUUACGAUUGAAAAAUGGGGUACUCCAGAAAAUUAUCCAAGAGCUCAUACUUGUUUUAAUCGUAUUGAUUUACCACCUUACGAAAGUUAUCAACAACUCAGGGAAAAAUUGGUAAAAGCGAUUGAAGGUUCUCAAGGUUUUGCUGGAGUGGAUUAGCACGAAAUACCCCUUUUCAUGAUGAUAUCUGUAAUAUAAUGUACAUAUAUACAAACAUAUGCAUACAUACCAAUGUAUACUGUCUAAUAUGAUUAACUAUUUAACAGGAUAUACAUUUUUCUGCACUCUGAAGACUUAGAUAUCUUUUGACUGCUCGUUACGACAUUGAGACAAAUCGGUGAAAAGUA
This is a messenger RNA of Ceratina calcarata, 1050 nucleotides long. Its product is annotated as E3 ubiquitin-protein ligase Nedd-4-like. The record is from RefSeq and is a predicted model, not a curated record. Gene Ontology annotation, cellular component: cytoplasm. NCBI's taxonomy places the organism in Eukaryota, Metazoa, Arthropoda, Insecta, Hymenoptera, Apidae. The transcript is spliced from 3 exons. Gene Ontology annotation, molecular function: sodium channel inhibitor activity; ubiquitin protein ligase activity. The coding region runs from base 89 to 862 and encodes 257 amino acids. Gene Ontology annotation, biological process: regulation of dendrite morphogenesis; ubiquitin-dependent protein catabolic process; protein ubiquitination.